Messenger RNA from Triplophysa dalaica, 3089 nucleotides. It is a transcript of the gene enox2, whose product is annotated as ecto-NOX disulfide-thiol exchanger 2. The record is from RefSeq and is a predicted model, not a curated record. The transcript is spliced from 17 exons. Gene Ontology annotation, cellular component: external side of plasma membrane; plasma membrane. The coding region runs from base 407 to 2494 and encodes 695 amino acids. Gene Ontology annotation, biological process: ultradian rhythm. Gene Ontology annotation, molecular function: RNA binding; protein-disulfide reductase activity. Lineage: Eukaryota; Metazoa; Chordata; Actinopteri; Cypriniformes; Nemacheilidae.
CUCUGACAGCGCCGAUGCUGCACACUGCCUCUUCUAGUUGCAGAUUGGAGUUCAGCCCGUACCCAUCAGUGCUGCAUGCCCUUAAACGUCACAAUACACCGAGAUAAACCAAGCAUACUUCAGCACACAAGCCUCGGAGCUUCUUGCCAGCUGUGGAGUGUGUUUAUGUUCGCGGAGGUGGGGUCGGACACUUCCUCGUCAGAAGUUAUAUCGGCGUAAGUGACAUACACCGCGGGACAGACGUGUGGAAUUAUGCGAUAAAGGAAAGGUUCAUGGAGCUACGGCAAUGAUGUUUCCUCAAGAGACUACCACUGCAGAGUAAUAAAAGAGAAAUGCUGGUGAAGGAUAGACAGUGCAACCCGGGCCCUGUCACUGAGACGUCGAGUGUCCCGAGUCGUCUUUCCACAUGAUGUUCAAGGACUACAGAUCUGGUCGAGCUGUAGGACUGAAUCCAUUAUCAUUCGACCCUGCCACAAACAACGAACCCCUUCAAUUCAGCAGCUCCAAUGGGGCACUGGUUCCUGACUGUCCUCUGGAGAACGGAACAGAAAACAACAAGAAGAGAAAGAGACCCAACCUUCCUCCUGAGGGUCUCCGAAAUAUUGCCAUGGACUCUAACUCUUUGCCGAUGCCUAUGUCUGACCCGAACGCUUGGGCAACUGCUAUGAACAAUCUUGGAAUGGCACCCAUGAGUAUGACGGGCCAGCCUAUCAUGUCAGCAGAUUUUGACCCCAGCCUUGGCAUGAUGACUGGCAUUGCUCCAAUGAACCCCAUGAUGCCCGGCCUCGGGAUCGUGCCUCCCCAGGUUUCACAAGACAUGCCCAUCAUGAAGGAAAUCAUCCACUGCAAAAGCUGCACGCUCUUUCCGCCCAACCCCAGUGAGUCCUUUAGUGAACCAUUACUGGACCUCCCUCCCCCUGCCACCAGAGAGAGACCCCCGGGAUGUAAGACGGUGUUUGUGGGUGGUCUGCCGGAGAACGCGACAGAGCAGCUCAUCGUGGAAUUGUUUGAACAGUGCGGAGGUAUCAUUGCGAUCCGGAAGAGCAAGAAAAACUUCUGUCACAUCCGCUUUGCCGAGGAGCAAACAGUGGACAAAGCCCUGUUCCUGUCAGGUUACAGAGUCAGGCUGGGAUCAAGCACAGAUAAGAAGGACACGGGCCGGUUACACGUAGAUUUCGCUCAGGCCAGAGACGACCUGUACGAGUGGGAGUGCAGACAGCGGCUGCUUGCCCGGGAAGAGAGGCACCGUCGCAGGAUAGAGGAAGACCGUCUGCGGCCCCCCUCCCCGCCCCCCAUCGUUCAUUACUCUGAACAUGAAUGCAGUCAGCUAGGAGAGAAGCUGAAAGACGACUCCAUAUUUCCCGAGGCGGUCCGUGUCCUGUUGACCUGGGUGGAACGAGGGGAGGUAAACCGUAGGAACGCCAACAACUUCUAUUCAAUGAUCCAGUCCUCCAAUAGCCACAUUCGCAGACUGAUGAGCGAGAAGGCCGCCCAUGAGAAGGAAAUGGAAGAAGCCAAGGAGAAGUUCAAGAUCGCCCUUUCUGGGAUUUUAGUGCAAUUUGAGCAGAUUGUGUCUGUAUUCCACGCUUCUUCCAAACAAAAGGCAUGGGACCAUUUCUCCAAAGCCCAACGCAAGAACCUGGACAUGUGGCGGAAGCAAGCCGAGGAGAUCAGGAACAUCCACAACGAAGAGCUGAUGGGAAUUCGGAGAGAGGAGGAAAUGGAAAUGUCAGAUGAUGACAUGGAAGACGCUCCUGAAAGCAAAGACUCUGAUGACUCAGGACCGCUGGCUCAGGUGGAGGCUUUGAAAGAAGAGAACGACAGUCUGCGAUGUCAGCUGGACGCCUACAGGAACGAGGUGGAGCUGUUGAAACAGGAGCAGGGUAAAGCGCAGCCCCAUCGCAGCGAGGAGGACACCACCCGCCAGCAGCAGCUCAGUUUCCUGCAGCAAGCACUGCAGGGCAUGCAGAAGCAACUGCUGAAGCUCCGCGAGGAUCUAAAACAGAGGGAGACGGAGCUUGAGAAGAACUUUGAGGAAAAACAACAGCUCGAAAGCCAAAUCCAAAGUCUGAAAGAGCGUAUCCAAGCUUUCCCCUCAACACACCCGCUGCCUCUGGAGACGAACGAUCGGGAGGAAAGAGGAAGUGAUGAAAGUGCAAAUCAAGCAAGCGAGGCGGCGGCGUCAGCUGUGGUAUCCUGCAGCCAGGAGAAAGAGAACCUGCCGGAGAAGAGCCCUCCUAGCCCUGUGAAGUCAGAGCGAGAAGCUCUGCUCGUAGGAAUCAUCUCAACGUUUCUUCAUGUUCAUCCUUUUGGAGCCAGCAUUGAAUAUAUCUGCUCCUAUUUACAGAGAUUGGACACUAAGAUCUGCACCACAGAGGUGGAGACACUACUGGGCCGGCUGCCGUGUACAUUCAAGCAGGAGUUGACAGGUGUAGGGGCUAGCUUAGAGAAACGCUGGAAGUUCUGCGGUUUUGAGGGCAUUAAGACGGCGUAGAGACGAGGCUUGGGACAUACAGCGAGACUCAAAGUGAACAGCCAACAGACGGGAGGGAUUUCAACCAAUCACCUGCCAACUCUGUGUCCAUGAGGGCAGCCAUAAAGGGAUUUAAGUGUGGGAAUUUCAGAAAACACUCCAACCCAGGGGCAAACACUCCAAACCUGGAGCUCUUCAAGACUUCCGAGUGUGUGUAGUUUGGUGUAGUAUGUGUAUACACAAGCACAUGUUGGUGUGUGUGUGUGUGUGUGUGUGUGUGGGUGUGUGUGUGUGGGUGUGUGUGUGCGUGCGUGCGUGCCUGUGUGUGUGUACGUGCCUGUGUGUGUGUACGUCGGUUCCACCUGAACAGACAACAUGACGUGCUGUGGAAGUCGGAUUUAAAUCAGGGUCUGAUGUUGAACCGAUGACUGAACUGUCAACCUAGUUUUUCUUUCACAUUGAAUUUGUACAAAAAAGAAAACGACUUAUAAAUAACAUGAAUAUAUUUCUUCUUUUCUGUAUAGACUGCACAAAGCUGCAUAGAAUCUUUUGUUCAUAUACUCUGUAAAUGUUUGAAUAACUUGCUAUUUUUAAAUAAAAAACACAGACGGAAAUC